Trichechus manatus latirostris (Florida manatee) is the source of this 924-nucleotide messenger RNA. RefSeq names its product parkin coregulated (gene PACRG). Gene Ontology annotation, molecular function: Hsp90 protein binding; Hsp70 protein binding. Bases 10 to 612 code for a protein of 200 amino acids. The transcript is spliced from 4 exons. The record is from RefSeq and is a predicted model, not a curated record. Lineage: Eukaryota; Metazoa; Chordata; Mammalia; Sirenia; Trichechidae. Gene Ontology annotation, cellular component: cytosol; vesicle; neuron projection.
GGCCCUCCCAUGGCAGGGGCAUUUAAAGAAAGACCAACAAAGCCCACAGCAUUUCGAAAAUUUUAUGAGCGAGGAGACUUCCCAAUUGCCCUUGAGCACGACUCCAAAGGCAACAAGAUAGCUUGGAAGGUAGAAAUCGAGAAGCUGGAUUACCAUCAUUAUCUGCCUCUGUUUUUUGAUGGGCUUUGUGAAAUGGCAUUUCCCUAUGAGUUCUUUGCUCGGCAAGGAAUCCAUGACAUGCUGGAACACGGGGGCAACAAGAUCCUGCCCGUCAUCCCUCAGCUCAUUAUCCCGAUAAAAAAUGCUCUGAACCUCCGAAACCGACAGGUCAUCUGCGUCACGCUCAAAAUCCUUCAGCAUCUGGUUGUGUCUGCUGAGAUGGUGGGCGAAGCACUGGUGCCCUAUUACCGUCAGAUCCUCCCCAUCCUGAACAUCUUCAAGAAUAUGAACUUGAACUCCGGAGACGGCAUCGACUACAGCCAGCAGAAGAGGGAGAACAUCGGAGACCUGAUCCAGGAGACGCUGGAGGCCUUUGAGCGCUACGGAGGAGAGGAUGCUUUCAUCAACAUUAAGUACAUGGUCCCCACCUACGAGUCAUGCUUGCUCAACUAGCCAGGAGAAAGCUGGCCUCAGAGGGAGGCUUCCACUGGAGGCCCGGUCAGUGGUCUCGGCUGCUCUGGGCCUCUCGUUAUUUGUGACUUCUACAGCUGCUACAAUAGCAGCUUCUGAGCCCUUGGACUGUUAGCCCUGUUGAGAGCAAGGCUUUCCGAUACAUAAAUAGUGCCUGUUGCUUAGAUUACAAUAGCGUACUGUGCUUAUUUGUUCUGAGAGAAGAAUUGCUUCUUUAUACAGCUCGGACGGAAGCAGGAGCCCGCGUUAAGCCUUCACUUGUAUGGACAAUAAAACUAUGAUUUUCAUACGCAA